Molecule: messenger RNA, 1671 nt
Organism: Aspergillus bombycis
Lineage: Eukaryota; Fungi; Ascomycota; Eurotiomycetes; Eurotiales; Aspergillaceae
Product: AFG1 family ATPase
Exons: 3
Coding region: 1-1671 (556 amino acids)
Biological process (GO): protein quality control for misfolded or incompletely synthesized proteins
Cellular component (GO): mitochondrion; cytoplasm
Molecular function (GO): ATP hydrolysis activity; ATP binding
Source: RefSeq, a predicted model, not a curated record
AUGCCAGUGAGCGGGCCGUCGGCGAGGCUCUGCGUGGAGUACAUGCCAGCCACGCUGGGGUCUCGAAGGGUGUCGAUGCUGCCUCGAGGUACAAGGCCGGCCUACGUCAGACAAUGCAGAAGAAGUAUACAUCGGUCACAUGCCAUUGUGGGCCGUUCGCAGACGCCAACCCCGACAAUCGUCCAUCCAAACUACGGCUUGAAACCCCGUGGGCCUCGUCAUGAGUAUAUGCGACGGUACGCGACAGCAGCGGCGAACAAGGUCAGGUCGGAUGUUGCAGCUGAGCUACAAGGUGGUCCUCUAAGGGAAUAUGAUUCGCGAGUGCAGCAGGGUCGCCUACGGGAUGACCCAUACCAGAGACAGAUCAUUGAGAGGCUACAAGACCUUCACGAAAGGCUGCGAAGCUACCACCCUCCGACCGUCGUCCAUCCGAAUCCCGAAUCCUUGGAUCCUCAGCCGAAAACGUCGUUCCUGGGCUCUUUGUUCGGGCGUGGCAAGGCGAGAGAAGAGUUAACCGUUCCUAAGAGCCUCCCGAAAGGCCUAUAUAUGUACGGAGAUGUCGGGUGUGGAAAAACGAUGCUCAUGGAUUUGUUUUACGAUACCUUGCCGUCGAACAUCGUGUCCAGGUCUCGGAUCCAUUUCCACAACUUCAUGCAAGAUGUACACAGGCGCAUGCAUGUGGUCAAAAUGCGGUACGGCAAUGAUUUUGAUGCGUUGCCUUUGGUAGCAGCGGCUAUUGCCGAGAAAUCAAGCGUGCUGUGUUUCGACGAGUUCCAGUGUACGGAUGUUGCGGAUGCUAUGAUCCUGCGGAGGCUUCUGGAGUCCCUCAUGUCCCAUGGAGUCGUGCUCAUCACCACCUCUAACAGGCACCCCGACGAUCUGUACAAGAACGGCAUCCAGCGGGAGUCAUUCAUCCCGUGCAUCAACCUCCUGAAGACCGCCCUGGACGUGAUCAACUUAGACUCUCCCACAGACUACCGCAAAAUCCCUCGACCGCCUUCCGGCGUCUACCACCACCCACUGGGCUUGGACGCUGAUCAACACGCCCAGAAAUGGUUCGAGUUCCUGGGUGAUCCCAAAGAUCCUCCCCAUCCAGCAAUGCAGGAGGUCUGGGGCCGCAAGAUCGAGGUUCCCCUGGCGAGCGGCAGAGCCGCUCAGUUUAGCUUUCAGCAGUUGAUCGGUCGAGCGACAGGAGCUGCGGACUACCUGGAGUUGGUCCGGAACUAUGACGCCUUCAUCAUCACGGACGUCCCCGGGAUGAACUUGAAUCAGCGAGAUCUUGCGCGUCGGUUCAUUACUUUCAUUGAUGCCGUCUAUGAAAGCAGGGCCAAACUAGUCCUGACCACGGAAGUGCCUUUGACCAACCUCUUCCUCUCUGAGGCGGAGGUGAAAAGCUCUCUCCAGGGAGGCGAAGGCAGUGAUCUCUCUGACGCGAUGCGCAUGAUGAUGGACGACCUGGGCCUCUCUAUGCAAGCCCUCAAGUCCACCUCCAUCUUCAGCGGUGAUGAGGAACGCUUUGCGUUUGCCCGGGCGCUCUCGCGUCUCUCCGAGAUGGGCAGCAAGCAAUGGGUGGAGCGGGGAUUGGGGGUCGGGAUGGAUGCCGAGAAGGGGAAAAGCGAGCAUGACGCAUGGAUCAAAGCGAGAAGCCAUUGGAGCGAGGAUAAUAUGUGA